Molecule: messenger RNA, 3804 nt
Organism: Eublepharis macularius
Lineage: Eukaryota; Metazoa; Chordata; Lepidosauria; Squamata; Eublepharidae
Gene: THUMPD1
Product: THUMP domain containing 1
Exons: 4
Coding region: 40-966 (308 amino acids)
Biological process (GO): tRNA modification
Molecular function (GO): RNA binding
Source: RefSeq, a predicted model, not a curated record
GGACGUGGGCAGCGCGUGGUUCGUGGCCCUUCGGCUGCCAUGGCUACCCUAGAGGCGGCGGCGUCUCGUAAGCGGCGGCCCAAAGCUCAGUACGUGCAAGCGGCCAAGCGGGCCCGGCCGAGCGGGGCGCGCCAGCUGGAGGCGGGCAUGUGCGGCAUCCUCAUCACCUGUAACAUGAACGAGCGCAAGUGCGUGGCCGAAGCCUACAGCCUGCUGGGCGAGUACGGAGAACAGCUCUACGGGCCCGAGCAGUUCACAGACCACGACGACAGCAGAGUAUCAGGAAGUGAGGAUGAGGAGGACGCCGAAGCUGCUCUAAAAAAAGAAGUUGAUCAGAUUCGCGCUUCAACAGAACAGAAGCUGAGACGCUUCCAGUCAGUGGAGAGUGGUGCCAACAAUGUGGUCUUCAUCCGGACGCUGGGUGUAGAACCCGAAAAGUUGGUGCAUCACAUCCUGAAGGACAUGCACACCACCAAGAAGAAGAAAACCAGAGUGAUUCUGCGCAUGUUGCCUGUUUCCGGCACCUGCAAAGCCUUCCUGGAGGACAUGAAGCGUUAUUCGGAGACCUUCUUUGAGCCGUGGUUUAAAACUCCCAAGAAGGGCACUUUCCAGAUUGUGUACAAGGCUCGCAAUAACAGCCACCUGAGUAGAGAAGAAGUCAUCAAAGAACUGGCAGGAGUGGUCGGCCACCUCAAUCCAGAAAACAAAGUUGACCUGGGUAACCCUGAGUUUACCAUUGUGGUUGAAAUAAUUAAAAACAUCUGCUGUUUGAGUGUGGUGAAGGACUACGUUCUCUUCCGAAAAUACAACCUCCAAGAGGUGGUGAAGGGCAGCCAAGGGGAAGGGCAGCCAGGUGCCCCAAAGGUGCUGCCAGAAGUGGCCGGGUUGGCUGAAGAGACAACGGAAGGCAACAUAGAGACGGCCGAGAAAAAGGCCAGUGACAAUCACAAGGAUGGUGACCACUAACAGGCUUGGGAAAGAGAGAACCCAAAGGACCACAGACUGUCAGAAGAGGAGCCGGUGGCUCAGGGUGGGUUGGGGGGGUGGGUUAACUUGUUUUAAGCUCUCUGGGAGUUGCCCAGCAAAAGUGAGUCACCAUUGAGAGCAUCACACUAGAAGCCAGAUUGUCAAAGGCUGGUUUGCAGUGUUUUUUAAGGAUUUUCUUCUUGCGUGGGCCCCCUGUAAGUAUUAAUGGUCAUGUUCCGAUGCUCUGUUUCCUCUGAGCUUCUGUUGUUAAAAUUCAGCCGCAGCACCUGAGGCCUGCUUGUUUACUGCCUGAUGUCCCCCUUGCUUUGCACCUGCACUGAGUUUUCACGGCCCUGACUGGUAACAGCCACUGAUGGCGCAUCCAAAGUUUGUACUCCACAGGCUUUGGGUGCUUACAAAGCCUGUAAUUUGAGGAGAGGACAACAGCCCCCCAAAUCUUCUCUGGCCAGAGAAGAUUCUUACCUGCUGCUCUGCUACAAACCUUGGCACAGUGCUGAGAGACGGAGAGGAUUGGGGGCAGAAGCCUCUUCUUCCUGUCCUGGCAAUUGCCCAUUGCUAAAGCAGCAGGUAAAUUGGGAGGGGAAUACAACUUCCACGUGCUCACAUUCAGGCUUUGGCUAAUCCAUACAAUGUGUUGAUUUAUCCAAGCCUAAUUGUGAAGCUAGUGGGGCUUGCUCUAUCCUUGGUUGAUCCUACUUUUUGUGCGUAGACAGUAUAUAGUUUUGGACAUUGGAGGCUUCCAUUUUCAAACUGAUAUGUUACAUUGCAGGUUUUGUCAAGCUUUGUGCUAAUGUUUUCUGAACUGGGAUUGAGAUUUCUGAAGGGUUGUCAAUUCAGAGUAGAUGCAGGGGGAAAGUCUCUAAACAGUGUGGAGUUCAAAGAGUAAACCCUGUAAGUUGCCAUUGAUUUCAAAGCUGCUAGAUAAGAGGAUACAGGUGAGUUGAGAGAACAGAAAAUUCAGCAAUGCCUCUUUCUCUUGGACUGUUUUGUUCAUGUCUCUCCCCACCAAACAGUGAAAUGUUUUCGGAAUACAGCAAAUCACCCUCCUUUUUCUGCAAAUACAAGGAAGAGGGGGAGACAGUUCUUUUGGGCUAGUGGUUACCUGACUUAGAUGGCUGACCUGAUUUUCAGCCAGUAAAUGGGCCUGCGUCAUUCUGCCACACACAACCCCGGUUCUGACAUCAUACCGAAACCAGAUCACUAUGUGAAAAAGUCUGGCAGGGGACUUGAACUCCCUCUUUUUGUGUCCUGCGAGUGGAUUAGCCCUGGUCUACACAUGUGGUAUUAUAAGGUGAUACAGGCACAUCCCCCAGAGGGAGGUUGAAUGGACUGUUCCACUUCAGAGGGCAGGUUCGAAGUCACGCUUCAAAUGCUGCCUUAAUUGCUGUAAGUGGGAAACUAGUACGGCAGGGUGGGAUCCCUACUGCUCUAGCUUUGAUUUUAAACUGCAGCAAUUUUAUUUUUUUACAUUCAGGGAGCAUUUAAAGAACAUCAUCCUCCACUUGUGUCCUGAAGUUUGUAGAACCCAUUCUGCCACCUCUUUCUGCUGCAUGUAUAGACUUGGCCUCGGUUCUGCCAUUGCAUAGAAGCUUCAGCUUAUUCCUGUUCACCAACCAUAGUUUCCAGGUCUGUUGUAUUGGCAGACAAUGAUUUGCUGGAAACUAGGAAAUAACUGACUGGCAUCAGACACAGAAGGGGGCCAAGGGAAGCAUUACGGGAAGGAGCUUCAAGUUCUUUCCACCCAUUCUUCUCAUGCACCAUUUUAACAAGUCAAGAGUGGCAGUCAGUACGAUACAAAGGACAUCUCAUUAAAGAACCGUGUAGCAGACGUUCUCUCAUUAACCCAUGGAUGAAAGGGGUGCUGAGGAAAGUUGUAGCCGUGCAGUCUCUCUCCGCACUCCCUGGUUUUCCAGACAUUUCUUAUCCCACAAAAGAUACGGCCAUCUUUAUGCACCCUGACCGACUGAGGAAGAAACGGUCUCUUUGGAGGGACAGAAAGAUGCAUUCAGACAUCUUAACAAGCCUCCACUUAUUUGUAACAAGCAAGAACAUAGCUAAUUUGACGUGUUGGUGUGCUCUCUCGCUCCUCUUUUGGCAAGCUGGUUUUAGUUGACUUCCUACAAGCACGAAUUGUGAACUGGGAUUCGACCUUCUGUUUUUGGACAUCACCGCUAAUUGGGGGUUGAGCAAAGUUCUGAAUUGCACUCAGUGUCCCAAAGUAGAGGCUCAAAGGAGUGAGCACGGGCACGCAGGGGCUGUGCUUGUGCCCAUUAUAGACACAAAGGUGGUGACUUUGGCUUCCUCUUAUGGCUGGUAAACAAUGGAAGAGGCUGCCAACGUAGCUCUGCGGCACCAGAAACUGGUUGCUGGGUGCUCAUUCCUUGGGCUGAUGGCAGCCACAGCUGGGAUAGCAGUGCAAGCGAAUGAUUCAUUGAUGCUGCUUGUUUGCUUCCUGCGGUGGGUGUUGGCGGGAUGGAACAGCUGUUAGCCUGCACGUGCAAGAGGCAAAAUGCACCUACAGCAACUUUUAAAAAAUUAUACCCUGCCUUUCAGAAAUAAUCAAAUCUCUUUUAGUAACUAGGUGCAAACAUGUUUUUGAGGGAUUUCCCCCUCCCCAAGGGCCAGCAUGCGCUCAGCUUUUCAUUUGACUUUGGAGCAUCUCAGAAAACAAUGUUUAUGCUUUCAAACAUCUAAUAAGGGGUAAAACAUUUCCAUUUUGUAUAUUAUCUCGUGUACCUUUCCUUUUUUUAAAAAAAAAAUUAAAACUGGCUGUGUUUCCCUUUGAAACUGACCUUCGUCAAUACAUUUUAUGUCUGA